Dendrobium catenatum is the source of this 2572-nucleotide messenger RNA. Its product is annotated as formin-like protein 4. Gene Ontology annotation, biological process: actin cytoskeleton organization; actin nucleation. The record is from RefSeq and is a predicted model, not a curated record. The transcript is spliced from 2 exons. Gene Ontology annotation, molecular function: actin filament binding. Lineage: Eukaryota; Viridiplantae; Streptophyta; Magnoliopsida; Asparagales; Orchidaceae. The coding region runs from base 273 to 2462 and encodes 729 amino acids.
UGAUUUCUUCUCCGCGUGUGCGAGAAAAAGAAAACCUUGAUUAUUUUACUAGAUAAAGCUGGAAGAAAACAACUUGAAGAAGCAGAGGCAGAGCAACCAAGCUCCUUGAAAAUGUCAGCAGCUGUGAUAACAAGUAAAGCAAAACAACUAGCCUUACUUACAUUAGUUCUUCCUUCUCUUCCCACCCCAGUUCCCUUCCCUUUUACUCCCCUUCUUCGCUGUUCUUUUUCUGUCUCAGCUUCGCCAAUCCAAUCAAAAUUCCUUCUUUUCACAUGAAUUCAAACGUCCGGCCAUGGCUUCCUCCCUCUCUCCUCCUCCUACUCCUCUUCUGUUCACUCUUCCCCCUUUCCUUCUCGUCUCCCAUCCUCCGCCAUCUCCUUCAAUCCGAUCCUCCUGCCAACGCCACCUCGCAUCCGGCCAAGAAAUCCGACGCCGGCAAAAUCGCCGCCGCUGUGCUCAUCACUGCCGCCGUCAGCUUCUCCCUAUCUGCCCUUCUCUUCUUCUCCAUCCACCGUUUCUUCACCAAGCGCCGCAAGUCGGAACCUCAGAUGUACCUCACCAACCCCAUGCCCCCUUUCCACCGCUCCAAGUUCGACCGAAAUCUCAGGAGCGUCGCCGUCGAUGACAGCGCCCUUGACGUCUUUUACUGGAGGAGCAUCAACGAACCCGUUCCCAAGCGAUGCUAUCAAUGCAAUAGCUUACUUAAACGAUCUUCCGAUGAGGAGGACGAUCUUCCUCCGGCAGAGAAGAACCGGAGGCGCCUGCGGAAGGACGACCGAGGUAGCCAAGAGAUUCCCUUGCUUCCCUCCGAAAUAGCGCUAGACAGCGUCAAGGGCGUGGGAGAGCCGCCGCCGCCGCAGCCUCCGCCUCCUCCUCCCCCUCCGCCACCGACCGUAAAACCUCCACCACCACCACCGCCGGCUCUUCCGUCGAGAAAGGGGCCUGCUCCGCCGCCACCCCCUGCUGCUAGAAAGGGUGGAGGGCCGCCGGUUCCUGCGGGAUUUUCUAGGCCGCCGCCGGUGCCAGAAGGAGUUAAGGAUAGACCGAGGUUUAAGCCGCUGCACUGGGACAAGGUGACGCCGGCGAAUGCCGGCCAUUCGAUGGUGUGGGACAAAUUUACCGACGGGUCAACCGGGUUCGACGACGAUCUGUUAGAAUCCCUGUUCGGCUACGUCCCCAGCAACCGCCCCCGCCAGCCCUCCGCCGCCUCCGUCCUGAUCCCCAACCCGAGUCCCGCACAAAUCCGCCUGCUCGACCCCCGCAAAUCGCAGAACACCGCCAUCAUCCUCCGCACCCUCGCCGUCAGCCGCCAAGACAUAUUGGACGCCCUACUCGACGGUAACGGCCUUGACCUCGACACGCUCGAAAAGCUCUCCCGCAUACCCCUCACAGCCGAAGAACAAUCCCUCAUCCUCUCUUUCUCCGGCGACCCUUCUCACCUCGCAGAUGCCGAGUCUUUCCUCUUCCACAUCCUCAAAUCUGUACCCUCUGCGUUCCCACGAGUCUCCGCUCUCCACUUCCGCUCCUCCGUAUAUGAACCCGAAAUACUUCUCCUCAAGGAAUCUCUCAAAACGCUAGAUCUCGCCUGCAAGGAGCUCCGCACCCGCCCGCUUUUCAUUAAGCUGCUUGAAGCCAUUCUUAAAGCUGGGAAUCGGAUGAACGCAGGCACAGCUAGGGGAAACGCGCAGGCGUUUGAUCUCAUCGCCCUCCGUAAGAUCUCCGAUGUCAAGAGCACCGACGGGAAGACCAAUUUGCUCCAUUUCGUGGUUGAGGAGGUUGUCCGCUCGGAAGGCAAGCGUUGCGCCGCCAUGAAUCGGAGCCAGAGCAUCCGGCGACCGGCGGAGCAGGAAUCUUAUCGGCAGGAUAGGGAGGAAAGGGAGAAGGAGUACAUUGUGCUGGGAUUGCCGAUCAUUGCUGGGCUCAGCACCGAGUUCGCCAAUGUAAAGAAAGCGGCGGCGAUCGAUCAAGAUGCGCUCGCGGGUGGCCCAGCUUCGCUUGAGGUGCGGUUGGCAGAGAUCCAGAAGCUUGUUGGGAGCUGGAAGGGGGAGGAAGGAGGGUUUGUGAUAGAAAUGAUUGAGUUCGUUGAAGCUGCGGCUAGAGAGAUAGAAAAAGUGAAGGAAGAGCACGGGAUGGUGAUGGAAAAAGUGAGGAGGACGACGGAGUAUUAUCAGCCGGGAGCUUCCAAGGACAAAGCCACGCAACCGCUUCAGCUGUUUGUCAUAGUGAGGGAUUUCUUGGCAAUGGUGGAUCAGGCCUGCGUUGAUAUUACCAAGAAUCUUCAGAAGAAGCCGCCGACAGCGAAACCGGCGGAGAAAGGAGGGUCAAAUCCGGCGGCGAAAAUGACUGAGGCCUCGUCGGUGAGGGAGGAGAGGAUAACUACCAGGUUUCCGAAUUUGCCGGCUCGAUUCAUGUCGGAUAUGUCUGUAUCGUCUUCUGAUUCAGAGGAUGAAGAUGAGUUCUAAGAUGCAGCAAAGGUAUUUGUUAAAAUGUUUUAACUGAUUGCUUCUUCAAAAAUAUUUGGCAACUAUUUUUUUUUUUCUGAUUUUAUAUUUUGAGUGCAUAUUAAAUGUAA